CACGUGGCGAGUUCGAGUGACAAUGGCUCGGGGAACGAUGUGCUUGCUGGCGCUGCUGGCGACGCUACUGGUGGUGGCGAGCUGGUCUACAGUGGACGUUGAAGCCAAGAAGAGUCGCAAGGAAAAGGAUUCUCCACUCAAGGGCAGCGAGAAGCUGGCCCAGCUGCAGGGCCGCGUGCGCGACGGUGUGAUCCCGUUUACGAGCGAACUCUUCGGACGCUACGCCGUGCGACCGGACCGUCCGUACCACUUGGUGCUUCUGUUUACAGCUACGGCCGCAAAGUACAAGUGCGAGACGUGUGCACAGGUAUCUCCCGAGUUUGAGAUUCUGGGCGAGAGCUACGAGGCUGCCAAGCAGGUCAAAGUGGACACUCGUGAUGGGCACGAGGUCUUUUUCGGUAUCGUGGACUUUGAGACCAACCAGGACGCUUUCGGCAUGUACGAGUUCACAUCUGCCCCUCACGUGGUGUACGUGGCGCCCGACCGCUCCAUCGACGCCGGCGACCGCAUGCCUAAGAAGUCCAAAGUGGAGCCCCACAACCUCUACAACGUCUACUCGCAGGGCAAAGAGGCCGAGUCCAUGGCCACUUUUGUGAAGCAACGUACGGGCUUUGAGUUCGCUAUCCAGAGAUCCAAGACGUUCCUCUACGUGCUGCUCGUCGUUGCGCUGGCCUCCACCGCAUUCACGGCCAAGCUGGUGCUGUCCCACCUGGACUACGUGAUGGCCAAACUGCGUCGCAAACAGCUCUGGAUGACAGUCUCGUUGCUGUUCUACGGUCUCUCAGUCUCGGGAAUGGUGUACUGCAUCAUCCGCAACCCGCCGCCCUACACGGCCGACCGCAAGGGUAACAUCCAGUAUUUCCACCCUCAGGGUCGCCAGCAGUUCGUCUACGAGGGGCUCAUUGUUGGCGGCUACGACGUGGCCGCUGCUGUCUUCAUGAUCCUGCUGUCGCAGUGGGCGCUGUACGUGCGCAACCCCGCUGUGCGCUACCUGUCCAUCGUGGGCUGCGCUGUGGGCUUCGUGUUCAUGUACCGCCAGAUGACGAACGCCUACAAGUUCAAGAACCGCUGGUACACGGGCUGGAUGGGCUUCUAAGGCGGCACGUUACCCAAAUACCAAGGGGCACGUUGCGGUCUGUUGCAGAAGAGAAUUGCGUUCAUUUGUGCAUCACUAAAAGCUCAUUUUGAACAAGUUGUCUUUUUGUCGUC
Messenger RNA from Phytophthora infestans T30-4, 1209 nucleotides. RefSeq lists its product as uncharacterized. Lineage: Eukaryota; Oomycota; Peronosporomycetes; Peronosporales; Peronosporaceae. The transcript has a single exon. The record is from RefSeq and is a predicted model, not a curated record. Bases 23 to 1096 code for a protein of 357 amino acids. Gene Ontology annotation, cellular component: oligosaccharyltransferase complex.